This is a messenger RNA of Triplophysa rosa, 1683 nucleotides long. Its product is annotated as interferon-induced protein with tetratricopeptide repeats 5-like. The coding region runs from base 57 to 1490 and encodes 477 amino acids. Gene Ontology annotation, cellular component: cytosol. The record is from RefSeq and is a predicted model, not a curated record. Gene Ontology annotation, molecular function: protein binding. The transcript is spliced from 2 exons. Gene Ontology annotation, biological process: defense response to virus. NCBI's taxonomy places the organism in Eukaryota, Metazoa, Chordata, Actinopteri, Cypriniformes, Nemacheilidae.
ACCAGCUUCCAUAUCAAACAGCUUCUAGAACAUUUCUUAUACAGACUCAGUCCAAGAUGAGUAUGGAUUAUGAGACAGCUUUGAGGACAAAACUUCACCAGCUGGAAUGUCACUUCACCUGGGCUCUGAUAAAAGAUGAUUUAGAUCUACCUAGUAUUCUCAAUAGGCUGGAUGAACAGCUCAAGUUGGAUGUUGGGAAAAAAGAAAGACUUGCACAAACUUACACUGCUUUAGCAUAUGUAAAGUUCCUUCAGGGGUUACAAAAAAAAUCACUUAGCAAUCUCAUGACAUCUGUGAAGCUUUACAAAGAGUGCCAUGAGGAGGAAUUCCACAAAGCUCUCAUUGUCACCUAUGGAAACCUUGCCUGGAUAAACUACCACAUGAAGAACUAUACAGAGUGUGAAAGUUACCUGCAGAAAGUCGAGAAGAUAAAUGAAAACAUUUCAUCAGAGUCUUCGUCUGUUCCAGAGGUGCUUGGUGAGAAGGGAUGGACCUUCCUUAAAUUUUCUUGCAAGUAUUAUGAGAGAGCCAAAGAAUGUUUCAAGAAGGCUUUAGAUUUGGAACCAGAAGAUGGUGAGUGGAACGCUGGUUAUGCCAUCGCUCUGUAUCGAACAGAAUAUGGAAAAUUCACGAUUGAGAAUUCACCCACAAUCAAGCAACUGAGACGAGCCAUUGAAACAAAUCCUGAUGAUGAUGUUCUUAAGAUCUUCUUAGCUAUGAAACUCGCUAUAUACAAAAGGUACAGGGAGGCUGUAAGCUUGGUAGAAGAGGCUUUAGAAAGAUCUCCAGAUCACCCACAUGUCUUGCGAUAUGCUGGAAAAUUCUUUAGAAAUAAAAGAUCUCUGGACAGGGGUAUUGAUCUGUUGAGCAAAGCACUUGAACAGUCACCUAAUUCAAGUCUCAUACAUCAUCAGUUAGCUCUCUGCUAUGAGAUGAAUAAAAUCCGAUUACUGCAGGAGGGAAAUCAUCACACCAGAUCAUCUUGGGUUCAACAGAUUCGUGAUCAGAUCAUCUACCAUUUAGAAAUGGCUACCACCCAUGCACCCUGCUUUAUCAAAGCUAUGAGUGAUCUAGCACUGCAUUACGGAGAACGGCGUGAGAUUCCACGAGCUGAAGAGAUGUUUCAGAUGAGUUUCAAAACAGCUAAAGAGAAAAAUGAUAAUCUACAUGUGGUUCAUUUUUAUUAUGCUGAAUUCCAGUUGUACGGCAACAGAUGUGAAGUUUUAGCUAUCAAGCACUACAUGGAAUGCCUGAAGAUGAGCCCAGGUUCACCUGAGGGGCAGAAAAGUGCUAGAAGUUUAAGAAAGAUUGCAGAGAAGCGGAUUUAUAAAAACGCACAGGAUGAGGAAGCCUAUGGGAUACUAGGGUUCAUUCACAAAGAAAAAGGAGAGAAGAGCAAAGCCAUUGAGUGCUAUGAGAAAGCUUUGAGUUAUGGAGACAAUGAUGAGUACCUCACUAAUCUUUGUGCUCUCAGACAGUCCAUGCAGUAAUGACACUAAGUUACCCACUUUAUCAGCAUUAUAUUGUGUGUAACAUAACAUUUGCUUCAAUUACUUGCACCAAUUUUACAAUUAUAAGAUAUUAACAAGAUGUAAUUUAUAAGACUAUAUUAUAAUUUAUAACACUAUAAUUUAGUUCUGUCUUUAAGUUCUCUUUCUAUUUGUCAGAAUAUACAAUAUAGCU